This is a messenger RNA of Saprolegnia parasitica CBS 223.65, 1371 nucleotides long. RefSeq lists its product as hypothetical. Bases 23 to 1309 code for a protein of 428 amino acids. Lineage: Eukaryota; Oomycota; Saprolegniomycetes; Saprolegniales; Saprolegniaceae. The record is from RefSeq and is a predicted model, not a curated record. The transcript is spliced from 10 exons. Gene Ontology annotation, molecular function: protein binding.
GCGAUUGCUUCGUCAAAGAAUCAUGUUCCGCCACGCUGCUCGCGCCGCCGCCCGCGCGGUCACCGCCAGUCGCCCACUCUUGUCGCAUGCGCCCAAGCGCGUCGAUGGCACCUGCUCCAUGCCCAUGCGCACGACGGCGAUGGGCUUUACCUCGACGACGACCGCGGGCGCACCACCAGCAGCCGACGUCUUUGACAUCAAGAGCUGGACGCCGUUGAUGCACGCGUCGUCGGUCGCCGAGGCCAAGGCCGCCUUGGCUAACGCAUCGACUGACAUCAACUUUGCGUGCCAGCAUGGGUGGACGCCGCUGAUUGUCCAGUCGUUCUUGAACCGUGACGCUGGCAUCGUCGAUGUGCUCUUGCAGCACAAGGCCAUCAAUACAAACGCUCAAAACAACAUGGGGGCGACAGCGCUCAUGCUCGCGUCCGAAGAGGGCCACACGGACAUUGUGGCGUCGCUUCUGGCCCACGCCGACGUCGAAAUCAACAUGCAAGACAAUGCGGGCUUUUCGGCGCUCAUGUUGGCGGCGCAAUCCGGGCACGCCGACGUCGUCAACGCGCUCCUCCAGCAUCCGUCCAUUGACGUUGGCCUUCAAUCGCUGGAUGAAAGCACCGCGCUCAACGCGGCGUGCGAAGGCAACCACGUGGAUGUUGUCCGUGCGCUGCUCGCGCACCCCGCGGUCCAGCGCCAUAUCGAGAGCAACAAGGUACGUCGAGCCCACGCGGCUUUACCUACAGCUGUCUGUCAGGAAGCGAUCGUCUCUUGGAUCUUCUCGUCGGGCGAGGAUCACUUGGACGUGGUCAAGCUGCUCGUCGAGCACCCCGCCAUUUACCAUGGUGGCAUGCCACUGCUGGUCGCAGCGACCACGGGUCAAAUGGAGGUCGUCAAGCUCUUGCUGCAGCAGCCCGCGAUCGACUGCAACGUCACGGACGAACUCGGUAUUUCGGCGCUCAUGCUGGCUGCGGACGGAGGCCACGCCAACAUUGUCGAGCGCCUUUUGCAGCACCCCGACGUGGACUGCAACAUGCAAGACUGCCAAGGAAUCACGGCGCUCAUUUCAGCCACGAUGAGCGGGCACGCUGAUAUCGUCGAGCUCCUCGCCUUGCACCCCGCGACCAACCUGGAUCUCUGCGAGAAGGAGCACGGUGCGACAGCGCUCAUGGUCGCUUGCCAAGAAGGCUACAUCGACAUUGUCGAGAUCCUUGCGCCCAAGGCCGACAAAACCAUCAAAAACAAGGAUGGAUACACUGCGCGGGACUUUGCCGAGGCGUUUGGCCACGAAGACAUUGUGGAGGUCCUCGAGGCGUAGUAGAUACACGUGUAACAUGGUACGACAGAUUCAAACACGAGCGGAUCCUCAUUACUUGCCCG